GAACGGCCCCAUAAAAUGAGGGAACCGGAAGUGUGCUGAUAUUUGCCUGCCCGCCCCUUUUAUAGCAUGUAAGCUAUGGUUGUUUGUUGUUGCUUUGUCAUUUCUUCUUUAAAAACAUCGAAACAAAAUGGACUCAAAGGGACCCUCACUUUAUGCACCGGCAGGCACCUCAGUAGAUAUGUCACGAAGCCUCGAUGAAGACUCUUUGGUGGACGGACCUCUGAUCUCUGCUGACGCCCUCCACUCUGCCAUCAGGAGAGAGUUUCAGACCUUGCCAACACCCUGCUAUGCCAGCCUGCUCUCUGUUCUGCAUGCUGUGUACGUGGUGUUGUCAGUGUGUGUGGCAGUGCUGUGUGUGUUGAAGUUAGGCCAAGAGGAGGUGUGUGUGAGUAUUUUGGGUAAUGUGCGAAACGACAGUGUCAUUGUGUUUGGGAAGGUGUGUUUGUGGGUGCUGGUGCUGCUGUUCACUAGGUGUGUGCAGCACCACCACAGCCAGGCCAGGAGCAGAGGAUACCUGCGAUUCUACAGACAGAUGCAGGGACUGAAGUACCUGCCGCUCACCGUACACUCUGCAGGAAAUGUUCUGCUGCUGGUUGUUCUGGCUGCACAAUUAUCACAGACUGUGCACAUCUACAUGCUGCUCAUCAUCCUGGGGUUGGAGCUCUUGGUGUCAGUGCCAUGUCUGCUCCAUUACACAGUCAAGGUGAUGCAGUUCAACAGGGAGCGAGCUGCACCAGACGUGAGCCAAGAAGAGUAUUCACACAACUUCAGUAUCACGAGCGUGCCGACGGAGACCGGCUUCAGAGAGGGCUCCAGUCUGGAGGAGGUGGUGGACAAGCAGGCCGACCUGAUAGAGUACCUGAAACAGCACAACACCUUACUGAGCAAGAGGCUGCUCAACCUCACCGCUCAGCACUGACCGCAGCCCGGCCUCCUCCUCCUCGUCCUCCUUCCUGUGAACCAGCCACCACACUCAUCAUGAUUUUAACACUCGGCUCUCUUAACAGAAGACUGAAGCUAGAAGAAACACUGGAUAAAAGACUAAAAAGUAAGGAAAUCCCUGUGCGCACAAACUUAAGACGGGAGGGCUUCUCUGCGAGGCAUCCUCACCUGAGAUGGACAGAUAACGCAGAAGGAGGUGAGCUGUAAGUUAAGGGCAGUUAAAGAGGCAAAGUGGGAGGAGGAGGAGAGGAGUCAUGGGUCACAGAUCAGAGGUGAGGGGUUUUUAUCACUGUGUUACGACCCCCGGUGACCCGUGUAUGCUGCCGCUUGUGUUACCGUGAGAGGAACAGAAGAGGCAAAAUUAUUUGGGAUAUCCUCUGCACUAAGGAGGAACUGAAGAUAGGAGACACAGGUGGGAGAGGUUACCACUGAUCAGGGUCAAACAGAAAGAGAUCGAGUAACGUUGUAAAAUGUCUGAAAGUGCUAUUUUAUCUGAAUGUGUGUGUGUGUGUGUAAGUGUUUUUAUUUUUCUGUUUAAUCAUUGAGUUUGUGUAUUUGUGAUCAGAUUCCAAUAAAUCUUUAAUAUUCUCA
This is a messenger RNA of Siniperca chuatsi (mandarin fish), 1533 nucleotides long. It is a transcript of the gene tmem192, whose product is annotated as transmembrane protein 192. The transcript is spliced from 6 exons. Lineage: Eukaryota; Metazoa; Chordata; Actinopteri; Centrarchiformes; Sinipercidae. Gene Ontology annotation, cellular component: lysosomal membrane; late endosome. The record is from RefSeq and is a predicted model, not a curated record. The coding region runs from base 128 to 919 and encodes 263 amino acids.